Messenger RNA from Podarcis raffonei (Aeolian wall lizard), 3570 nucleotides. It is a transcript of the gene SFXN3, whose product is annotated as sideroflexin 3. Bases 16 to 1104 code for a protein of 362 amino acids. Gene Ontology annotation, biological process: serine import into mitochondrion; monoatomic ion transport. The record is from RefSeq and is a predicted model, not a curated record. Gene Ontology annotation, molecular function: monoatomic ion transmembrane transporter activity. The transcript has 11 exons. NCBI's taxonomy places the organism in Eukaryota, Metazoa, Chordata, Lepidosauria, Squamata, Lacertidae. Gene Ontology annotation, cellular component: mitochondrial inner membrane.
CCGCGUCACGAGCUCAUGCACGCGCCGGCGGGUGACUCCCUGCGCGCACCGCGUGCCCAAGGGCUGCUGAGCAUCACGCCGGGAUCUGGGGAGUUGGCUGGGAGGGUGGCAGGCAGAGGAUGCGAGCGACAGAAGAUGUCUGGGGAACUGUCCUUGCGCAUUGACACCAAGGAGCCACGAUGGGACCAGAGCAGCUUCACAGGGAGAGCAAAACACUUCUUCACGGUGACAGAUCCUCGCAACCUUCUGCUCUCUAGCAAAACUCUGGAAGAGGCCCGGAGGGUGAUUGAGGAUUACAGGAAAGGGAAGGUGUCGCCAGGAUUGACUGAGGACCAACUAUGGCGGGCGAAAUACAUCUACGACUCGGCUUUCCACCCAGACACUGGCGAGAAGAUGAUCCUGAUUGGGCGAAUGUCGGCCCAGGUGCCCAUGAACAUGACCAUCACUGGCUGUAUGCUCACUUUCUACAGAACAACCCCUGCUGUUCUGUUCUGGCAAUGGGUGAACCAGUCAUUCAACGCCAUUGUCAACUACACUAACCGAAGUGGAGAUGCUCCCAUAACCGUCAGCCAGCUGGGCACUGCCUACGUCAGUGCUACCACGGGAGCUGUGGUCACAGCACUGGGCCUCAAGUCCCUCACCAAGCAUCUUCCACCCAUCAUUGGACGCUAUGUGCCUUUUGCAGCUGUGGCAGCAGCUAACUGUAUCAACAUACCAUUAAUGAGGCAGAGGGAGCUAAAGCUUGGUAUCCCCAUUACAGACGAGAGUGGAAAUCGGUUGGGUGAGUCAAAGGCAGCCGCUCAGCAAGCCAUUGCACAAGUGGUGGUGUCUCGAAUUGGCAUGGCUGCACCUGCCAUGGCCAUCCCUCCUGUGAUUAUGAACGCACUAGAGAAGAGAGCAUUUUUGAAGCGGUACCCUUGGAUGAAUGCUCCUCUGCAGGUUGGGCUGGUGGGCCUGUGUUUGGUGUUUGCUACCCCGCUUUGCUGUGCACUCUUCCCCCAGAAAAGCUCAAUGCGGGUGAGCCGCCUGGAACCUGAAGUCCAAGCUCUGAUCAGGGAGAAAAACUCUGACAUUGAGGUUGUCUACUUUAAUAAAGGGCUUUGAGAGAAGCUUCCUCAUGCUACCCUGGUAUGGAGUAAAAACAAACAGGAAGAAGUAGAAGAACCAGGGAUCCGGUGCUCCUGAGGAGGAAUUUACACUUUGUAAUAGUAUAAUCCCUUUUAUAUGCUGCUUUCUUAUUGGCUGUCAAGUCAUGGCAGGCCCUAUGUGUAUGAUAUAACCUUCCUGAAUUCAGGUGAACCCUAGCGUAGAUUGUAAUGUGGCAAUGUGGCUGUUGCAGUGAUGUAUGUUCAUACUCUGAACAAAGCAGAAACAUUCCAGUGAUGACCCAUUUGGGUUUCAAGAGCAAAGAAGUCCUUAAGCCUAAAUCCUUACAUUACACAUAGUUCUACAGUGGUAUGUGUACAGGUGUGGAUGUAUGUGCACCAUAAUCUUAAUGAUGUAUUAUCCUAAGAAUGAUAACCUUGAGAAAUGUUUGGGAAGAGGAGAAAUCCAUGGGACACUUGAGAAUCAGUUGCUACAUGGAAGGCAACUUGCUGUCCUGAUUAGUUGGAAUUUCAUGUAUUCAGAGGUAAAGGAGAUCACUCUCCCACAUAAGAGCAUUAUGUGUUUUUGCAAUACCUACGUUCUCGAGAUGUUUUUUCUCUAGACAACCUUUGUUUUUGCAACCAAAACAUGUUUUUCCAAGAACCUCUGCAUUCUCUUGCUGUUCUGAUACUUUGCUGAUAAGAGAAAUGUACAAGAAUGAUAGUACGUGCAGCCUUGAAACUGCAAAACCCAUGAUGCAGGGUGAGCGCUAGUCAAAUAAGCACACUGCUUCCUACAUAGGGAAGCAAGCAACUGACCAUAUUGAGUUCACAGGAAAACGCUAAAAUUCAAACAGGUUGGUGGAUUUUCUAUCAGCAAUCUUCUAUUCGGACCUGAGCACAUGCUUCGAAGAUGAAGCAAAGAUCUGAUGUUUGCAUAAUUAUGUUAUGGGAGAUGGGAUCAUGGAAAUCAGCUGAUCCUAACAUGCCCUUUAUCUGCCCCUUGGAAACCACAGAAUUUCACAUAAAGUGGGAAGGGAUGUGUCUAUAUAUGUAGAGGCUUCACCCCUUAUGUUCUGCUUAGCUGUUUUAGCAUAACCACAGCAAUAUUUUGUACGGUUGCAUAGCUUGCUUGAAGGCCCAGGGCAAUUGAUAGGGAUGGCAUCCAAAUGGAGCAUCACUUCUGCCAGCUUCAUUGGAUCAGGUGAGGGUUGUGACAGCAGCAACCCCAUGCUCAUGGGGCCUGAUGGUUUCACCUCCCAGACCGAGAAAGAAAUCUGUUCUGCUUACCCUUUCCACACACUCACUCCCCCAAACCUUUCAUUAAUACCAUGGGUGGUAUCCAACUAAGUGGUUCCUCUGGUGCAAGCAUUUUAAGAACACAAUACAAGCCUACUGGAUCAAGCCAAUGGCCUAUUCUCAUAGUUGCAGACAAAUGCCAAUGGGGAGCCUGCAAGCAGGACAUGCGCCUAACAGCACUCUGCCCACCUGGGUUUCCCAUCACCUGGUAUUAAGAGGCAUAAUGUCUCUGACAGUGGAGCUGGAACAUAAUUAUUGUUGUGCAAAGGAACUUCUGCUCCCUCUCCUCUCCCUGUGUGUCCCCCGUCCCCUGAAUCUGUCUUAGGGGUUCCCAACCCUCAAGAGCGAAUGGGCGGGGCCUUGGGGGCACAUGGAGAGGGAAGAGCAAUAUGAAGAAUUCUGUUGCACAAGUAGAAAUCUCACAAUUUAGUUGGAGAAUGCCUAACCCCACCCCCCAAAUUUCUAAGCACAUACCUUGUUGCUCCAAGUGAAUACUUACUUGGGUGAAUUUGUCAGGUAGAAAAUGGUCACACCUGCCUGAGAGCAUAAAUGACUAUCUUUGGUGGAUGUGGCUGUGGCUGAAUAGUGGCACACAUAAGUAUCUCUUCUUUAUCUGGACCUGUACUUUACUAGAACAGUUGAGACAACCGCUCUGAGGUUUUGUUUCAUUUUUUACAAUCAAGCAGUACAUAAAUCUUACAAAAUAAAUAAAAUAAUAAAUGAUUUUCCAGCAUUUGGGAAGGUGUGUCUGCACAAAAGCUCUUGGGUAUAUGGUUUGAUGCUUUACUUGCUAAAGCAGUAUCCAAUACGCAAGAGUGUGCACUAACCACAAGGUUUGGUUUGGACCCUGAUUCAGCACUUUGGAAAUUACUCCAGUUUGGCUCAGACAGUUUGAAGGCUGCCUGGUUCAUCUUGGCACUGUAUCAGAAUACUGAUCUGGGAAAAGCUGAAGCUUUGUGCCUCCCCAUUGGCUGUCAUGAGGAAAUCAACAAAUUAUUAUAGCCUCUUUCCAUUUGACAGAAUUGUAUGCAAUUUGCAAGCAUAGCAAACCCUUUGGACUGGAAGAAGCCUGCCAUAAUUCCAGUCAAAAAGGUGCAGGUUUGUUUGCGCUAGACUUCUUCCACCCUCUUCCCACCUUGGCUUUCUUCUUAAAUGGAAAGCUUGAGGAGAGAUGUUGCCAUUUUUU